UUCCAGUCAUUACUAACGCAGAGGAGAGGGCCAUCACUCCUAGAAACCCGACUAUCUUACCUGGUUCCCCAAAUUCCACCUCAAUACCUCGCUUCGUCAGCAGCCACCCUACACAGCAGCGAAUGACAACCUCCCACCAUUUGUGAGUGCAAACUGGUUAAUUGCGAGGGCUACGAAACCCCAUGUUCAUCAGAGAACCAGCUCCCCCACAUCCCCUUGCCUGCUCUCUCAGCUCUGAAACGAAAUUUCCAGAGUCUUCCUGCAGUUGGCAAGCACACACAGAACAUGUCCCCGGAGCAGAACUUUGCGGAAGCUCAGUCCUAGUUCAACAUGGGUGUGGCAGGGUACCAUGCUCAGAUCUCCAACUUGACGUUGGCCAUUGAAGUGUCUAAAACUGACCUCCACAACCAGAUCCUGGACUACCAUGAGUCUCUGGACAUUAAGCUGGCUCUGGACGUGGAGGUCUCAACCAACAACCUGCUGGAAGGAGACGAUCUCAAAUGCCAAUUAUAGGUGACUUGGUGACUUCACCAAUGGCUUCAGAGGUGUAUGACUAUGACUCCAGCUUCACCCCCACGGCUGGUGAGGACGAUCUGGAAGACUUUAUGUGCGACAAAUCUCCCGUCAGGGCAUUCCGAGGCCAGUACGAACCCCCUCUCUACUGGACCAUCAUCAUCCUGGGCGGCCUGGGCAACCUGACCGUGGUUUGGAUCUACCUGCACUUCCGCCAGCGUCUCAAGACCAUGACCGAUGUCUACCUGUUGAACCUAGCUGUGGCCGACCUCUUCUUCCUGGGCACUCUGCCCCUCUGGGCCGUGGAGGCCACCCAGGGAUGGAACUUCAGCUCGGGUCUCUGCAAGGUCACCUCAGCCCUCUACAAGAUCAACUUCUUCAGCAGCAUGCUGCUGCUCACCUGCAUCAGCGUUGAUCGCUACGUGGUCAUCGUCCAGACCACCAUGGCCCAGAACUCCAAGAGACAGCGCCUGAGCUGCAGCAAAUUGGUGUGCGCCUGCGUCUGGCUACUGGCCGUGGCUUUGGCCCUGCCUGAGUUCAUGUUCGCCAAUGUCAAGAAUCUGGAGGGCCGGGGCUACUGCACCAUGGUCUACUGGAGUAACCAGGACAACCGCACCAAGAUCAUGGUCCUGGGGCUUCAGAUCUGCAUGGGCUUCUGCCUGCCCCUGCUGGUCAUGGUGUUCUGCUACGCCGGCAUCAUCCGCACCCUGCUCAAAACCCGCAGCUUCCAGAAACACAAGGCGUUGCGCGUGAUCCUGGUGGUGGUGGCUGUGUUUGUCCUCUCCCAGUUGCCGUACAACAGCGUGCUGGUGAUGGAGGCCACCCAGGCGGCCAACAGCACUCAGACAGACUGCAGUGCGGCAAAGCGGUUCAAUGUGGUCAGCCAGGUGCUGAAGAGCCUGGCUUACACGCACGCCUGCCUCAAUCCCUUCCUGUAUGUGUUUGUGGGCGUACGCUUCCGCAGAGACAUCCUCAAGCUUCUCCGCAUCUACCACUGCUGGCCGGCCAAGGGGAAACUCCGCAAGAUCCAGGGAGGCCCCGGGCGCUCCUCAGUUAUGUCAGACACGGACACCACACAAGCACUCUCGCUUUGAAGGCACGGUCAUAGUACAACCUUUCACUUGCGACCAGAAGUCCCUCAUAAUAAUUGAGGUCUGUACAAACUUGUUUGCAUACAUGCUCUCUAUUCCAUGAUGCAGAGGUUGUAAUGUUUUUUCCCCCCCGGUUGCCCACUCUUGCAUUAGACUUUUAUCUUCUUUGGUUAUCCGACCAUUGCUGAGGCUGAGGCAGUGACAUGGGGAAGGAAGAGGUCCCUUUCUGAGAGCUGGGGGAAUGUCGACAAAGACGUCUUGGGUACAUUGCUAGAAGCGUUGGUUAUGAUGAGACUCUUCUUUGGCUGGUCCAAAGACCUUCUCAUUUUUCCUAGUGACUUCUCAAUUUUGCUGGAUGGACAUUCACAGUCUGGUUGGGGGUUUGUGUUUCACGAUGCCAGGGAUUGGAAAGAGCUAACCAUGACAACAUUUGUCCUGUACUGGUCUAAUGCAUUUGCAGUGGUCUAUAAUGUUCUGCCAAUUCAGCCAUGUUGUUUUCGUGUCUUUUUUUUGUGCAUUUGUUCAGAAAGCAGAGAGAUGGGAAAGAGAAGACACCUCUUUUCUUUGCAAUGAUGGAUUUUGUGACAGCAUGGGCAGCGCCAUUGUGGACUAUCUCCAUUUUAAAGUUUAUUAGCAGUUUGUAAACAAACGGAAAAGGUCCAUACCAUCCCCUACUGUGCUGGAUUGUGUAUAGUCUGAAAACGUGUAACGCUCUGCCGCUUUUUUGGCAAGUGUACCCUCUAUCCAUCUCUAUGUUAUGGAUAUUAUUUGUAUCAAUUUCUUUGUCAGGAGCAUAUCAAUAAACUUAUACAUUCUUUGAAAUACUUUCUAAGUAGGAAAUACCAUAUUUGUGAUGAGUAUGUUAAGCAUUCACAGUGAGAGUGAAAUUGUCAUAAACAAAAAGUUGUAUAAAAUGCCUAUGAUGCCUAUGAUGUUCACAAUGACAAUUCUCAACAUAAUCAUUGUAAAUAUACCCAUGUCUUUAAAACAAUUUAGGUCACUGUUAUUGUGUCUCAAAUGUGCAUUAAGAAAUAAACAUCUACAGUCCCUCACAAA
Messenger RNA from Oncorhynchus mykiss (rainbow trout), 2660 nucleotides. Lineage: Eukaryota; Metazoa; Chordata; Actinopteri; Salmoniformes; Salmonidae. The record is from RefSeq and is a predicted model, not a curated record.